Molecule: messenger RNA, 2721 nt
Organism: Anopheles nili
Lineage: Eukaryota; Metazoa; Arthropoda; Insecta; Diptera; Culicidae
Product: ribosomal protein S6 kinase 2 beta-like
Exons: 9
Coding region: 1-2721 (906 amino acids)
Biological process (GO): intracellular signal transduction; protein phosphorylation
Molecular function (GO): ribosomal protein S6 kinase activity; magnesium ion binding; ATP binding
Source: RefSeq, a predicted model, not a curated record
AUGCUAGAUAUGGCGCACGGAGUAUCUAACUCGAUUUCAGGGCUCCGGAUAGUUUCUUCAUCCUCGCAGGAAAACGUCGAGAUGGUCGUCGACGACAGCUAUGAUCCCCUGCAGCACCACCUGACGCAUGAUCAUCACCAUCCGCCGCUGGAGCAGCAGAACCAGGCGGUACUGAUGCGUCAACAGCAUCCACACCAGCCACACCACCACCAUACGGCGCACCCAGCGCCCCAUCAGUUCAUGCGCCACCAACAGCAAACGAUGGCGGCUGCAGGAAUGGUCGGCUAUCAGCAACAACAGCAGCAGCAGUAUCCUGGAAGCAACCAACAAGAGCCCAUGCUCGAUGGGGAGGUUGCAGCUGACAGCACCUGUCGCUACCACGGACGUGACUCGCCGGAGGCUGGCCUCGUCGUUGGAGCCGAGGAAGCCAUGGAUAUGGACUUGAUCGGGGAUGGACCCGGUGGUGACGCCAGCGGUACCAGUGAUCUAUCGCAGCUCAGAGGCGAUGCUACGUACGCCAGCACCAGUGGAUGUGGUGGCAGCGGCAGUGGUAGCGACGAGCAUGAGAUUGACAUUAAGGACAUUAUUCGGGAGGGGCACGAGAAAGCGGACCCGUCACAGUUCGAGCUGCUCAAGGUGCUCGGCGAGGGCUCGUUCGGGAAAGUGUUCUUGGUGCGAAAGAUUGUCGGCAUCGAUGCCGGCACGCUGUAUGCCAUGAAAGUAUUAAAGAAGGCGACCCUAAAGGUGAAGGAUCGAGUGCGGAGCACGAACGAGCGGAAUAUCCUUGCGGAUGUGGGCCACGCAUUUAUUGUUAAGCUUCAUUAUGCCUUCCAAACGCCUGGCAAAUUGUACCUCAUACUGGAUUUUUUGCGUGGAGGCGACCUGUUUACGCGGUUGAGCAAGGAGGUGAUGUUCACCGAGGAGGACGUUAAGUUCUAUUUGGCCGAGCUGGCGUUAGCACUGAACCACCUGCACGGUAUCGGCAUCAUCUAUCGCGAUCUGAAACCGGAAAACAUACUUCUGGAUCAGGAUGGUCAUAUAGCUUUAACGGAUUUUGGUCUCUCGAAACAACCCCUCGAUGGGUCAAAAACGUACAGCUUCUGUGGUACGGUCGAGUAUAUGGCACCUGAGGUGGUCAAUCGGAAAGGACACACGUUUGCCGCCGAUUGGUGGUCCUUCGGCGUGUUGAUGUUCGAAAUGUUGACUGGAAAUUUGCCCUUCCACGGGAGCAACCGGAACGAUACGAUGAAUCAAAUUCUUAAGACAAAACUUGGAAUGCCGGAGAACCUGAGUCCCGAGGCGCAAAGCUUACUGCGGGCUCUGUUUAAGCGCAAUCCACAGAAUAGGCUCGGAGCGGGCCCGCACGGUAUCGACGAUAUCAAGCGGCACGAAUUUUUCACCAACGUCGACUGGGAUGCGUUUGAGCGGAAAGAAGUACGACCACCGUUCAUACCUGCCGUGUCGCGAGAUGAUGCAUUCUAUUUUGACUCCGAAUACACAAACAAAUCGCCAAAAGACUCACCGGGUGGACCGGUUAGUGCCAGUGCACAUGAAAUAUUCCGUGGUUUCAGCUUCAUCGCUCCUGGGUUGUUGGACGAGCAGCCAAAUUUUGCCAACGGUAGCAAUAUGGUGAUGCAGCAGCAGCCAGCCUCGAGGUCACCAUUUUUAAAUGAAAUUCCCGGAGUGAAGCCGGUUGCAUUCGGAGACGAGUACAGCCUGAUGCAGGAGCUUGGUCGUGGAACAUUCUCCAUAUGCCGGAUGUGUGAACACCGCACGACAAAGAAACAUUAUGCGGUGAAGAUUAUCGACAAGUCCUACCAUGACUGCCGCGAGGAAGUGGAAAUUUUACUUCGGUACGGCAACCACCCGAAUAUCGUGACGCUGUACGGUGUGCACGAGGACACGAGCUACGUAUACCUGGUGAUGGAGCUGCUAAAGGGAGGCGAACUGCUGGACCGUAUCCUAGCUAUUCACUUUAUGCCAGAGUUAGAAGCAAGUGCGGUUCUCCGCACGGUCGUGUCGGCGGUUGCUUACCUGCAUGAACACGGCGUCGUCCAUCGUGACUUGAAGCCAUCGAAUCUGCUAUACGCGUCUAUCAAUCACACACCGGAAUCGCUUAAGCUAUGCGAUCUAGGAUUCGCGAAACAACUGCGAGCCGAUAAUGGUCUGCUAAUGACUCCGUGUUACACUGCCAACUUUGUUGCGCCGGAAGUGUUGAAGAAGCAGGGCUACGAUCUGGCUUGCGACAUUUGGUCACUCGGUGUUCUGCUGUACAUCAUGCUCGAUGGCAAAACGCCCUUCGCCAGCACACCAAACGAUUCACCGGAUAUGAUCUUGGCGCGCAUAGGAUCGGGGAAAGUGGAUUUAGAAACGGGUAAAUGGCCAACGAUAUCGGAUGAAGUAAAGGUGUUAUUAAGGCAGAUGCUGCACAUCGUGCCAUCUAGACGUCCGACGGCCGCACAGAUCUUAAGGCAUCCCUGGUUGUCCCGAUGUGGUCCUCGAGUUAUGUACAAUACGGUAGGCACACAGCAUGUCGUUAGCGAGCGGCCCACUGUAGUGGAGCCACAGGUAACGAAACCAAUUAAUGAAAAUACCGAAGCCAUUAAGGGUGCGGUACACGCAACUUUCCGAGCGAUAUCCUCGCCCCAGGCAGCCAAUUUGGGACCGGUUGGCAUGUCCGAUCUGGCGCGGAGAAGAAUGGAUAAGAUGAACCAUUCGUAA